AUGGCACAUGUUUCUCAGUCACUGGAAGAGUUCUACCCUAUAUUCUCCGUUAUGGAGGAGCUAGGACUGUCGCUACACGUGCACGGCGAGCAGCCGGGAAGCAGCCCUCUGUCUGCCGAGGCAGAGUUCAUCCCCCAUAUCGAGCAUGUGGCCCGUUCCUUCCCCAGGCUGAAGGUUGUGGCUGAGCAUGUGUCCACCAAGGCGAGCCUUGAUGCUGUGUCCCGCAUACCCAACCUCGCCGCCAGCGUGACGCCGCACCAUCUGUUCCUGACGACGGACGACGUGUUAUCCGGCCUGGACGGCGUGACGCUGGAUAACAUCGCAUCGCACAUAAAAAAUCCGCACCUCUACUGCAAACCGCUGGCCAAAAGCGCCGACGAUAGAGACGCCCUUCUGCAGGCGAUAAAGUCUAGGAGCUCCAAGGUAUUCCUAGGAUCGGACUCCGCGCCGCAUCCUCUCGCUGCGAAAUCGUCCGCGAACCCGCCCGCAGGCAUUUUCACGCAGCCCUUCCUCAUGAACUACGUCGCCACAAUCUUCAAGCAACUAGACCGCCUGGAUUUUCUUGAGGACUUCGCGUGCCGCAAUGGCGCGACCUUCCUAGGAUUGCCACCGAAGGAACUGAACUUCUUUGAAAUCGACGAUGAGACCUUUGCAGUACCUCCGACCGUGGACGACAUUUUGGUCCCCUUCCUGUCGGGCCACCAAUUGCUAAAGAUAAUAUCCUAA
This is a messenger RNA of Babesia ovata, 726 nucleotides long. RefSeq names its product dihydroorotase. Bases 1 to 726 code for a protein of 241 amino acids. The record is from RefSeq and is a predicted model, not a curated record. Gene Ontology annotation, biological process: 'de novo' pyrimidine nucleobase biosynthetic process; pyrimidine nucleotide biosynthetic process. Lineage: Eukaryota; Apicomplexa; Aconoidasida; Piroplasmida; Babesiidae. The transcript is spliced from 5 exons. Gene Ontology annotation, molecular function: dihydroorotase activity. Gene Ontology annotation, cellular component: cytoplasm.